AUGAUGAUUUUAAAAUCUUUUAUACCGAGGAAUCUAAUAUCCUUAUACAUGACGAUAAUCAAUUCGAUUGUUAUGGUGGGACUCUAUUAUGGAUCGACCACACUAUCCAUAGGUCCCUCUUAUAUCUUCCUUCUACGAGCUCGGUUUAUGGAAGAAGGAGAAGAAGGAACCGAGAAGAGAGUAUCGGCAACAACCGGGUUUAUUGCAAGCCGACUCAUGAUGUUCAUAUCAAUCUACUAUGUACCGCAUUUAGCAUUGGGUAAACCUCAUACAAUAACUGUCCUAGCUCUAUCGUAUCUUUUGUUUCAUUUCUCAAACAAUCACAAAGACUUUUAUCAUAGACGUCCUACCGUAAAUUCAAUGCGUAAUCUUAGCAUUCAAUGUGUAUUGAAUAAUCUCAUUAUUCAAUUAUUCAACCAUUUCAUUUUACCAAGUUCAAUGUUAGCUAGAUUAGUUAACAUCUAUAUGUUUCAAUGCAACAACAAUAUGUUAUUUGUAACAAGUAGUUUUUUUCGUUGGUUAAUUGGUCAUAUUUUAUUGAUGAAAUGGGUUGGGUUGGUAUUAGUCUGGAUACAACAAAAUAAUUUAAUUAGGUCUAAUGUACUUAUUCGAUCUAAUAAGUAUCUUGUAUCGAAAUUUAGAAAUUCUAUGGCUCGAAUCUUUAGUAUUCAUUAUUUAUUACCGUGUUACUAUUUAGGCAGAAUACCGUCACCCAUUCUAACUAAGAAACCGAAAGGAAUUUCGAACCGGAAGAAUGGGGAAAGUGAGGAAGAAAGAAACAUAGAAAUAGAAACUAUUUCGACGGGAGGGCUAACGAAAUGGGGGACCGAAGAAAAUACUUCUUCUUCCUUUGAGCAAGAGGUGGAUCCGAGCAAAAUCGACGAAAUAGAAAAGCUACGAGUGGCUGGAAAAAAAAAAAUAAAGGGCGAACUCCACUUUCGUUUUAAAGAGACAUACUAUAAAAAUAGACCGGUUUAUGAAGCUUCUUAUCUGGAUGGGAAUCAAGAAAGUUUGAAGUUUGAAAUUAAAAAAAAAGAAGAUAAAUAUUUAUUAUGGAUUGAAAAACCUCUUGUGACACUUCUUUUUGAUUCUAAAUGAUGGAAUCGACCUUUACGAUAUAUAAAAAAUGACCGGGUUGAAAAUGCUAUAAAAAAUGAAAUGUCACAAUAUUUUUUUUAUACAUGUCAAAGUGAUGGAAAAGAAAAAAUAUCUUUUACGUAUCCACCAAGUUUAGCAACUUUUGGGGAAAUGAUACAAAAAAUAUAUUUUUUCACACCAGAAAAAUGGUUUUCUGAUGAAUUGUAUACUGAUUGGAGUUUUAUCAAUGAACUAAAAAGAAGAAAUUUGAGUGAGGAGUUUAUAAAAAGAGUCGAAUCUUUAGAUAAGGGAUCUUUUGAUCUGGACAUACUUGAAAAACGGACUCGAUUCUCUAAUAAUGAAACUAAACGAGAAUACUUGCCUAAACUAUAUGAUCCUUUCUUGCAUAGACCCUACCGCGGAAGAAUCAAAAAAUGGGGUUCUCCUUUAAGCAUAAAUCAAACUUAUAAAAAAAAAAACACGGAUCCAUUUUGGAUAAAUAAGAUUCAUGCUCUACUUCUUACUACUGAUUAUCACGACCUUGAACAAACACUAGAUACACUCAAUAUAAAAUCACUAGCAAUAGAAAAAGAACUCUCUUUAUUGACAUUGACAGAAGAUGAACACGGAAAUAUCGAUUUCGAGGAUCGAGUCAAAAUUUUUAAAUUUUUAUUCAAUAUAGUUAUAACUAAUCCCAACAAUCAAACAAUUAGAAAAAAAUCUAUUGGAAUAAAAGAAAUAAGUAAAAAAGUUCCUCGAUGGUCAUACAAAUUAAUCGACGAUUUAGAACCGGAGGGAGAAAACGAGGAAAAUGUAACAGCAGAGCAUGAAAUUCAUUCAAGAAAAUCCAAGCGCAUUGUGAUUUUUACUAAUAACCGUGCAAACGCCGAUACUUAUACUAAUACCAAGGAUGCUAAUGAUCCCGAUCAUGACGAAGUGGCUUUGAUACGCUAUUCAUAACAAUCGGAUUUUCAGCACGACAUAAUAAAGGGUUCCAUGCUUGCCCAAAGGCGUAAAACAAUUACUUGGGAGCUGUUUCAAGAAAAUGUACAUUCCCCUUUUUUGGACAGAGUAGACAAACCACUCUUUUUUCUUUUGAUGUUUCGGACCGCUGAAACGAAUAUCUCAAAUUGGAUAUGUAAAACAAAGAAUCAAAAUUUCGAUUAUACGAAAAAAAGAUCGAGAAAAAGACGAGGCCAAAAGAGAAAAUACAAAAGAGAAGAGAAAAUGAGGAUAGAAAGCGAAGCUUGGGAUAGUCUUUUACUUGCUCAAGUAAAGGGCUCCGUGUUAAUAACCCAAUCAAUUCUUAGAAAAUAUAUUAUAUUACCUUCACUAAUAAUAGUUAAAAACAUUACCCGUAUGUUAUUAUUUCAAUCUGAGUGGUGCGAGGAUUUAACGGAUUGGAAUCGAGAAAUGCAUGUUAAAUGCACUUAUAAUGGUGUUCAAUUAUCCAAAUAGAAUUUCCAAAAAGCGGUUAAUGACGAUAUUCAGAUAAAGAUCCUAUUUCUUUGCACGAAACCUUGGCGAUUUAAACUACAACCCUCUCAUAAAGAUCCAAAAAAAAAGAAAGGUCAAAAGAAUGAUUUUUGCUUUUUAACAGUAGGAAUGGAAACUGAAUUACCUUUCGCUUUCCUCGAAAGCGCGUUCAUUUUUGAGCCUAUUUUAAAGAAUAAAAAAAUAAAAAAAUGGAAAGCGACAUGUUUUAUAGCUUUAACAAUUUUAAAAGAAAAAACUAAAUUGUUUUGAAAAGCUUCAAAAGAAACAAAAAAAUGGAUCACUCAAAGCAUUCUAUUUCUAAAAGGAAUAAUAAAAGAACUUUCAAAAAUAAAUCCAAUUCUUUUUGGGUUGAGAGAACCAUAUAAAUUAGGCGAAACUAAAAGGUUCGAUAAUCGGAAUAAGAUGAUUCACAAAUCAUCCCUUCAAAUUCAAUCUAUGGCGUGGACAAAUUAUUCAUUAACCGAAAAAAAUAAAAGAUCGACUAAGAGAACAAACACAAUCAAAAAUCAAAUACAAAUUCUAAUUAUAAAAGACAAGAAAAAUGAAUUUCUAACUCAAGAAAUAAAUAGCAGUUCUAACAAAAUAAGUUAUCGGGAUAAAAUAUUAGAAUUCAAAAAAUUUUGGCAAAUAGUAAAAAGAAGAAAUAUUCGAUUAAUCCGAAAAUUCUAUUUUUUUAAAUUUUUCAUUGAAAAGAUAUACAUGGAUAUUCUUCUAUAUAUCAUUAAUAUUCCAAGAACCAAUACCCAACUUUUUCUUGAAUCAACAAAAAAAAUGAUUGAGAACUUCAUUCACAAUAAUGAAGCAAAUCAAGAAAGAAUUAAUAAAACAAAAAAUACAACUCAUUUCAUUUCAAAUAAAACCUCACUUUCUUCACUUUCUAAUAUUAGUAUUAGAAAUAAAAAUGAAAAAGCUUUUUGUGACUUAUCCUCCCUCUCACAAGCAUAUGUAUUUUACAAAUUAUCACAAACCCAAGUUAUUAGUUUUUAUAAAUUCAAACCUAUCCUUCAAUAUCAUGGAACAUCUCUUUUCUUAAAAUGAAAUAAAAGAUUAUUUUGAAGAACGGGAGUAUCUCAUUCCAGAUUAAGACAUCAUUAUGGGUUAAGACAGAAAAUUGUUUGGCAUUCGGAAUGAAUGAAUGGAAAAAGCUGGUUAAGGAGUCGUUAUCAAUACGAUUUAGCGAAUAGAUGGCUAAAAUUAGUACCGGGACAAUGGCAAAAUAGAGUCAAUCAACACUAUCUGGCUCAAAAUAAAGAUUUAACAAAAUGGGAUUCAGAUGAAAAAGAAAGAUUAAUUCAUUGAAAGAAAAAUGAUUUUCAAGCGAACUCAUUACUAACUCAAGAACAUAAACUGAAUCAAGAACAAAAAUAUAAAAAAUCUAAUUUUAAAAAACACUAUGGAUAUGAUUUUUUAUUAUAUAAAUCUAUUAAUUAUCAAGAUAAGAGGGACCCGUAUACUUAUGGAUCACCAUUCCAAGUAAAUAAGAGGGAAGAGAGUUCUUAUCAUUACAACAUGGAUAAACAAAUUUUUUUUGAUACACUGAGGGAUAUCCCCAUCCAUAAUUAUCUAGGAGAAGGCGAUAUCCUAGAUGCUAUGGGGAAUUUUUCGCACAGAAAGUUUUUUAAUUGGAGAAUUCUUGAUUUUUGUUUUAGAAAUAAGGUCGAUAUUGAGUCCUGGGUCGAUACCAGUACCAAUAGUAAGAAAAAUAUUAAGACUGUGGUUAAGAAUUAUCAAAUAAUUGAUAAAAUGGACCUUUUUUAUUUCACAAUUUAUCAAGAUCAAGAAAGCAACCCAUCCAAUAAAAAAGGAAGCCAUUUUGAUUGGAUGGGACUGAAUGAAGAAAUACUAAGUCAUCCUAUACCGAAUCUAGAACUUUGGUUCUUCCUGAAUUUGUCUUUGCUAUAUAAUGCAUAUAAGGUUAAACCAUGGAUCAUACCAAUAAAAUUACUUCUUUUCAAUUUUAAUGGAAAUAGGAACAUUAAUAAAAAUAUUAUUGAAAAUAAAAAAGGGACUCUGUAACACCCCGAUAUUACAGACUCCCUUAUAGCACCAAACGAAAAAUAAAUUAUUGGAUUAGAGAAUCGAAAUCAAGAAGAAAAAGAACCCAUAGGUGAAGGGGGUCUUGUAUCAGAUGCACAAAAACAAGGAAAUUUUAAAUCCGUUCUCUCAAACCAAGAAAAAUAUGUUGAAGAAGAUUAUGAUAAAUCAGACAAAAAAAAAUGUAGAAAAAAGCAAUACAAAAGCAACACGGAAGCAGAGCUUGAUUUCUUCCUAAAAAGGUAUUUGCAUUUUCAAUUGAGAUGGGAUGAUUCUUUAAAUCAAAGAAUAAUCAAUAAUAUCAAAGUAUAUUGCCUCCUGCUAGUGAUAAAUCCAAACGAAAUUGUUAUAUCCUCUAUUCAACGGGGAGAAAUGACGGAUAUUUUGAUGACGAAGGAUUUAACUCUUAGAGAAUUGAGAAAAGGAAUAUUGAUUAUCGAUCCGGUUAAAUGCAUCGGUAAAAAUGAUGGACAAUUUAUUCUAUAUCAAACUAUAAGUAUUUUGUUGGUUCAAAAUAAACACCAAAUUAAUCAAAGAUACCAAGAAAAAACUAUAUUGAUAAAAUCAUUUUAUGAAUUUAUUGCAAGACAUCAAAAGAUGAUUGAAAAUAAAGACAAAAAUCAUUAUGAUUUGUUUGUUCCUGAAAAUAUUUUAUCCCCUAACCACCGGCGAGAAUUGCGAAUUCAAAUUUCUUUCAAUUUGGAUAAAAAUGGUAUGCAUAGAAAUGCGAUAUUUUAAAUAAUGUAAAAACUAUGGUCAAGUUUUGACUAAAACAAACAUCUUGAUAGUGAAAAGAAACUAAUUAAAUUAAAGUUCUUUCUUUGGCCCAAUUAUCGAUUAGAAGAUUUAGCUUGUAUGAAUCGAUAUUGGUUUAAUACUAAUAACGGCACGUUUGAUAUGAUAAGGAUCCGUAUGUAUCCGCGUCUGAAAAUUCGUUAA
Molecule: messenger RNA, 5547 nt
Organism: Gossypium arboreum
Lineage: Eukaryota; Viridiplantae; Streptophyta; Magnoliopsida; Malvales; Malvaceae
Product: protein TIC 214
Cellular component (GO): membrane
Source: RefSeq, a predicted model, not a curated record